Molecule: messenger RNA, 774 nt
Organism: Trametes versicolor FP-101664 SS1
Lineage: Eukaryota; Fungi; Basidiomycota; Agaricomycetes; Polyporales; Polyporaceae
Exons: 1
Biological process (GO): DNA replication, removal of RNA primer
Molecular function (GO): nucleic acid binding; RNA-DNA hybrid ribonuclease activity
Source: RefSeq, a predicted model, not a curated record
AUGAAAGCUGCGAAGAAGUACGGCGUCGCCUGUGAGACGACGAACCCGUCGGCUGCGAUACGCGCACAGCUGCCGGUGUGGUACCAUGUUGGGCGAUCUGAGGGGAGGAUCUCAGAAAACUCGAAAAGCUGUAAAUGUCUGCGCGACGCUCACCAAGUCCGAACGGUCAGCCAAUGCGCUGAAGUUGCGACCCGAUUAGACAGCGAGGAGCAUGAGCACCGCCCACAUCGCGGAUGCCAGUGCGAGCACUGCCGGAGAGACCGCGACCUGUAUGGGUGUGAUAAUCCCCAUCGCUGCGCGUCGGCCGCGGCCCUCAUUCUAUCCCGGUUAACGAGCAAAUGGAGCUUGACGAGAGAGGACAAUAACGACGGGCUUACUCUCACUCCGCGAAGGAAGAGGGCGAAUGAGACGGCGAGGAUAGAGAAUGACCGAAUACUCUUUGACCCAACGAUCGCGACGCCCGAGCCCCUCAUGGAGGCAAUGAGAGUCUUCGUACCGAAUGCGCCUGAAGACCAGAGGCCGGCCUUGCGCCCGAUGCCCCCCUUCCAGGUUCGACGUGAGGAAGUUGAGAUCUUCACCGACGGAUCGGCAGUGGGGAAUGGGUCGGGGAAUGCGCGCGCAGGGAGCGGAAUCUGGUUUGGGGAUGGAGACGCGAGAAAUGAAGGAGCGAGAGUACCGUAUGAUCCACAGACAAACCAAGUCGCGGAGAUGUAUGCGGUUGAGAUGGCACACCGCAGGACGCCGCCGCACGCACCUAUGCACAUUGUCAGCGAC